Molecule: messenger RNA, 2993 nt
Organism: Populus trichocarpa (black cottonwood)
Lineage: Eukaryota; Viridiplantae; Streptophyta; Magnoliopsida; Malpighiales; Salicaceae
Exons: 5
Coding region: 542-2719 (725 amino acids)
Source: RefSeq, a predicted model, not a curated record
UAAUCUUACUUUAUUUUCUGUAAAAACAAUGAGUAAAAGAGAAGAAAAAUCUGAAAACCGAACGCCAACAAUCCAAAAGCCGCACACCAUCACCAGACAGGCAGGAAGGGAAGGGAAAGGAAAGGAAAGGAAAGAACCAAAAAAGGGUUAAAUUUAUUCGUUAAGUAGAGUUACUACAUAGUAUGUGUAAACAUUUCCUUGUUAGAAAGAAGGGAAAGCUACAAACUUGUGAAUUGUGAUCGAUUUGACCUUAAAGUUCUUCCCUUUUAUUUAUACAGUGGAGAAAUUAUUCUACUACUUUGAGGAUUUUAUUCUUAUAUAGUUAGUAUUUCUCUGACAUGGUGUAGAUGAUGAUGAUGAUGAUGAUGAUGAUGGGAUGUUGAUGUGGGGGCCAUAAAUCUGCCCUCCUGGAUCUCCAAACCCUAAUUACCACAUCUCUGGAUCUUCUCUUGGACAAUUACACUGUACCUCUCUUAAUAGCAAAACACAAGAAAGGUUUUAUAAGCAUUUCACUUGGAUACAUAGUACCAGAAGGAGAAACAUGCAUGCUAGGCAUAGAAGUCCUGGAAAUGGAUACAGGUCUGGUUCCAUGGGGGUGGGAAUGGGUGCAUCCAGAAUAUCCCCAGAUAAUUCUGCUAGAGGUCAUGGUUUUUACAAUUCCGAAUAUAGAAGCUUCAAUAACCGUGGCUUUGCCCAUGGCCAGGGCCACCCCAAGUCUUUUCGUCAGCCACCACCACAGAAAGGCGAUAUUUUAAUGGAAGCUGGUAGGCUUGCAGCUGAGUAUUUAGUUUCCAAGGGAUUGUUACCUCAGAGUGCACUUUCUGGUAAAUGGCAGAAUGGUAGUUUCAAAAGGCAAGCUGGGGAUUAUCAGGACUUUAGGCAACAAGAAGACCUUAUGCAGGAGGGCCGAACAUCUGCCCAUUCUCGGCUAGGUAGUGGUGCUUCUGAUGCUGGGUUGGGCAGGAGAAGAUACCCUGAUGACUUCAAUCUGAGGAAUCAUGUGAAGGGAAGGAGGCGAGGAGAGCAUUACCGGGGUUACAGCUCAGAGUGGGGUAGAGAAUAUGGGAGGAGUGGGUCAUUGUCAGAUAGGAAUAGAAUGUCUCCUGAUACAGAGGAGAAUGAUACAGUUUCUGGACACUGCGAAGAGCAGCAAGUUAGCAAUGAUGUUGGAGAUGGAAUGGAGAAAUCUGGUCAGAGUGGGGUGGCACCAGAAAGUGAAGAAACUGCUGAUAUAGAAUCAGGACUGAGCAAGUACAACUAUCCAAAUGAAACUGGCUCCAAGGCAAGUUCUUCUAGUGUUCUGAAAGAAGAGACUGAUGGUGAACCCUCCAAGGGCUCUGGUGACCCAGCAAACGUAAAUCUGGGGAACAAGGAUAUGAAGGAUGGCAAUUAUGAUUAUGAAAUUGAGAAACAGAUUGUUCCAGAGGAUUUACCUAUCCAGCAGAGUGAUCUCUCGGGCAAGGAUGAAUCUGAUUUACUAACAUUGAGCAAGUUUGCCAAUGUGCCAACGAAAAUGCGCUCUGCAUUGUCAUGUAGGUCCUCCAGGGUUGAUCAAGUUCCCAAUAAUGAAGAGGAAGACACAUCUGAUAAUGGGCUUAACAAAGGAUCUGAAGAUGUAGUUCAAGAUGGCGUGGACAAUGUCUCCGCAACUGAUGUGAAUGCAACACAUGAUUCAAAUUGUCCCAACUCCGAAAUAAUUAAAGUAGCUGUUGUCCAGCCUGCCGAGGAUGCUGAUGAAGAAGGCCUUGAAUAUGGUGCUGUGGAGGGAAAAUGUGUGAGGUCUCAUUCUUUUUCAGAUGGAGCUUUUAUGCAUGACAAUGAACAAGAAUCUAGUCUAGGACUUUCAGGUUUUGGAAGGUCCACCUCAGUCAAAGAGCGAGGUGAGAAACGGGCUGCUGAAAGCAGUGGUAUUGGCGAGGCAGCCAAAAAACCAAGAGAAUGGCUUUCAUCCUUGGUUAACACCGCUGAUGAGCAUUUGCACCGCACUGAUUUAAGUGAAAAUACUGGGGGUUCACAAGAAGAGAGGGCUUCACCCGAUCAGCAGGUGACUAUGGCUGUGGCAGCUACCCAAGACAGUGACAUUAGUAAUUGUCAAUUUCCAAGGAUUGCUGGUGAACCAGGCUUCAAGUAUGCUGAAGAGAAACAGCUAUUUCCUAGUUCAUUUAAAAUCGUUGAUCUUAAUCUCAUGGAAACAUCUGAUAUAAAUGAAACUCAUUGUAGCGAUCCAGUUCUCACAUACCCAUCUAUUAUGACAACCAAAAGAGAAGCACCACAGGUUGACAUUGAUUUGUCAAUAAGUAAUUCCAAUGUGUCCGAUGAAUAUGCUAGACAUAUGAGUUAUGGCAAGCAGGUUGAAAUAAUUGAUCUAGAGAAUGAUUGCACCCUGGAAGACAAGGACUUUGAUAAUUCACAAAGAAAGAUGGAGACUGCAUUUACUGGGACAGAAGGUUUUCCUAGCCUUCCACAGAAUACUGGUGAUAUCACUGAUGUUCAGGUCAAUUAUGAUGGCCUUAUGCUCGCAGAGUUUCUCAACAAUCUCUCAAAUUGUACCUCAGAACCAGAUAACAUAACUCCGCUGCAAAGCGAAAUGGACCUUGACAAUGGAGAGGGGACUCUUGGUGAUGAUGACUCGAUUUAUAUGUCCCUGGGAGAAAUACCAUUAAGCUUCAUACCUGCCUGGGAACCACCAACCCCUCAGGAGUAUGAGAAGCCCUUUUGAUCCUGCAUUUCUUUGAAUCAGAAUGGACUACUGCUUGGUAUGCUUACUAUUGGUCAUUGGGGAAUUACUAGCUCAUACCUGCCACUGCCUUUUAUUUUGUUUCCCCACUAUUUUGCUUAGGAAGGAAGAAGCAAUGUCUUUCCUGGUAGGACUUUUAGGGACGGUGAAUGCUUUUCUUUUUAUUUGGAUGCUGCUUUUCUUCAUUAUAUGGUUAAAAGAGGUUUGUCAUAUUUGCUUAAAGGUGAUCAAGAAAUCAAUUUGCCCUUUGUCUUCA